This is a messenger RNA of Exophiala oligosperma, 750 nucleotides long. RefSeq lists its product as uncharacterized. Bases 1 to 750 code for a protein of 249 amino acids. Gene Ontology annotation, cellular component: intracellular anatomical structure. The transcript has 2 exons. Lineage: Eukaryota; Fungi; Ascomycota; Eurotiomycetes; Chaetothyriales; Herpotrichiellaceae. The record is from RefSeq and is a predicted model, not a curated record. Gene Ontology annotation, molecular function: oxidoreductase activity, acting on NAD(P)H, oxygen as acceptor.
AUGACCAAAAGCCUAGCAGGAAAGACCAUUGCCAUUACUGGCGGAUCCUCUGGCAUCGGCUUGGGGAUUGUGAAGGCUUUGCUCUCGUACAAAGCCCACGUGGCUGUGGCUGACGUGCAGGAAGUACCUGCGGAACUGGCCAGCUAUCUAGACAAGCAACUCACCUUCACCAAGGUGGAUGUACGGUCUCGAGCCGAAGUCCACAACUGGAUUAAACAGACAGUGCAGAAAUUUGGCCGUCUCGACGGAAUUUCUGCCAAUGCAGGAAUAUGUAUUUGGGAAGGCGGCAGUGGGGCCACCGCCGACGACCUGUUCCAACACGUGUUUGAUGUCAACGUCAAGGGCGUUUGGAACACAGUGACCGAGGCCUUCUUCCAGUUUGAGGAACAAAAGUCGGGUGGUUCCAUUGUGACGACCGCAAGUGGAGCAGGACUUAGGUCUUACCCAGGCAAUCCAGCCUAUAGUGGUUCCAAACAUGCCGUCAUUGGCUUGACGAAGACGUGGGCAGCGACAUGGGCUUCAAAGGGUAUUCGUGUCAACAGCAUUGCUCCAGGUAUCGUCUCGACGCCGUCCCAGCAGAAAAUGACAGUAGACAUGGGUGGUACGCAAGCAGGAUUGGAAACUGCAGUGCCGAUUGGUCGACUCGGUCAACCAAUUGAGAUCGGCGAAGGUGUCGCCUAUCUACUCAGCGACGAAGCUAACUUCGUGACGGGGCAGACGUUAGUGAUCGAUGGUGGCUUGAUGGCUUAA